Messenger RNA from Amphimedon queenslandica, 1136 nucleotides. RefSeq names its product leucine-rich repeat-containing protein 23-like. The record is from RefSeq and is a predicted model, not a curated record. Bases 13 to 990 code for a protein of 325 amino acids. The transcript is spliced from 9 exons. NCBI's taxonomy places the organism in Eukaryota, Metazoa, Porifera, Demospongiae, Haplosclerida, Niphatidae. Gene Ontology annotation, molecular function: protein binding.
CACAGAAACAAAAUGGCGAACGAUGGUGAGGAUGAUUUGCAUGGAGAAGAAGACGAAGAAGAUGAAGAAGAAGAGGCCAUUACUUAUCCUAAAGAUAUAGAAAUGGCUAAUAAUCCUCUGGCCAGUGAAGCCGUGGCUGAAAACCUCUCUCUCCUUUGCAAGACAGGGAACGGUUUAGCUCAUGCUUUUGUCAGACUUGAUGUCAGGAACAAAGGCCUGACUGAUAUCUCUAUUCUAAAUUGCUAUGUUCACUUGCGUUACUUAGACCUAUCAAAUAAUGGUUUGAGGGAUAUUAGUGCUGUAAAUGCAUUACCACACCUCCUCACAUUAAAAGUGGACCAUAACAUGCUGACAUCUGCACGCCUUGAAGAGUUGCAAUAUCUUCAAGUUGCUAGUUUUGCAAAUAAUCAGAUAACCAGUACUGAGGGAAUAGCUCAUCCAUUGCUGGAGACAUUAAAUAUAUCUUCUAACAAGAUAAGAGAGCUAACAGGUCUCACCAGACAGAACCUUCCUUCUCUGAGAUCUCUGGAUCUACACGGCAAUGAGCUCUCAUCCAUCCAAAACCUUCACAUACCGACACUCCGCCAGUUAUUUUUGGCGUCAAAUAAUUUGUCAAGCAUUGAUGGUCUGAGUGGCCUGCCUCAGUUGACCACGUUGCAUCUUCGCAACAAUCACAUUGCAACAUUAGAUGGAUUCACAUCAGACCUUGAGUCACUGCAAUAUAUUAAUAUGAGGACUAAUAAAAUUGCAGAACUAUCCGAAGUUGACAAACUUAAAUGUCUGCCUUACCUCAGAGCUCUUAGUUUAUUAGAUUGUCCUAUCUGUGAUGUUGAGGAUUAUCGCAUUGAAGUUUUGGUGAGAUUAAGGAAACUGGAGAGGCUUGAUAAAGACCAGUACACUGAUGAUGAGAGAGGAGAUGCUGAAGAUAUUCAUUCACAGAGGCAGGCUGAAGCGAAAAAAGCUGCAGAAGCUGCUGAAGAAGAAAGUUAAAAGGAGAGAAAAGGACAAUAGACGAACACAUCUAGCAACCAUUUACCCUUUAAACACAUGUAUUGCAUCUUUGAAAAGAAAAUAACAUGAAACUUUAAAAGUUUAUUCAAUGCCCACUUCUAUUAAGUAAACGAUUUUCAUGAUAA